UACCACACCGCACCGCACGCAGAGCCGCCGACAAUAUGCAGGCUCCGGUAGUGGUCAUGAACACUGCCACUGGCGACCGCAAGACGGGCCGUCAGGCGCAGCUGUCCAACAUCACCGCUGCAAAGACCGUCGCCGACAUCAUUCGAUCGUGUCUCGGCCCCAAGGCCAUGCUAAAGAUGCUGCUGGAUCCCAUGGGCGGCAUUGUCCUGACCAACGACGGCCAUGCCAUUCUCCGAGAAAUUGAAGUCGCACAUCCUGCAGCCAAGAGCAUGAUUGAGCUGGCACGGACACAGGAUGAGGAAGUGGGCGAUGGCACGACGACCGUGAUCAUUCUGGCCGGCGAAAUGCUUGCACUGUCACUACCACAAUUGGAGCGCAACAUCCACCCCGUAGUGAUCAUCCAGGCAUACAAGCGCGCACUGGCAGACUGCUUGAAGGUCAUCCAGGAUGUCUCGAUUCCCGUCGACAUCAACGACAACGACGUGAUGCGAAAUCUCAUCUCCACGUCCAUCGGCACAAAGUUCACCUCACGAUACUCAGAUCUCAUGUGCGACCUGGCACUGCAGGCAGUCAGAACAGUCAGCACAGAUGCGCAUGGUGGCAAGAGAGAAGUGGACAUCAAGAGAUAUGCGCGUGUCGAGAAGGUGCCAGGAGGCGAGAUCGAGGAUAGCAAAGUCUUGGACGGUGUGAUGCUGAACAAGGACAUCACACAUCCUAAGAUGAGAAGACGAAUAGAGAAUCCUAGAGUUGUGCUGCUUGACUGCACGCUAGAGUACAAGAAGGGAGAGUCACAAACAAACAUCGAGAUCAGCAAGGAGGAGGAUUGGAACAGGAUUCUGCAGCUCGAGGAGGAGCAGGUAAAGGCCAUGUGCGAUGCCAUUCUCGCAGUCAAGCCAGACCUUGUCAUCACAGAAAAGGGUGUCUCAGAUCUGGCACAGCACUUCUUCCAGAAAGCUAACAUCACCGCGAUACGCCGAGUGCGAAAGACCGACAACAACCGUGUUGCUCGUGCAACUGGUGCUACAAUCGUCAACUCCGUCUACGACCUUACAGAGCGUGAUGUUGGAACACAAUGUGGCCUGUUUGAGAUUGAGAAGAUUGGAGACGAGUACUUCACGUUCCUCACCAAGUGCAAGGACCCCAAGGCCUGUACGAUCCUGCUUCGCGGACCGUCAAAGGACAUUCUCAAUGAGAUUGACCGCAACUUGCUUGAUGCCAUGUCUGUCGCUCGCAACGUCAUCUUCCACCCCUACCUCUCACCCGGUGGUGGUGCAACAGAAAUGGCGUGUGCGGUCCGUCUCAGCCAGCUUGCGAAAUCGAUCGAAGGCGUGCAACAAUGGCCCUACAAGGCCAUUGCAGAGUCGAUGGAGGUCAUCCCACGCACACUGAUUCAGAAUGCCGGUGCGUCGCCAAUCAGAAUCCUCACAGCUCUGCGCGCGAAGCACGCCGAAGGCGGGUCGACUUGGGGUAUUGAUGGAGAUGCUGGAAAGGUUGUGGACCAGAAGGAUUUCGGCAUCUGGGAGCCACAGGCGAUCAAGCUACAGAGUGUCAAGACUGCCAUUGAGAGUGCAUGCUUGCUGCUGAGAGUCGACGACAUCGUUGGCGCGAAGCAAGCGAGAACUGCUGGUGGUCAAGGAGGCGAUGAUUGAGAGUGGAACGUAACAGAUGUGUCACGAGUAUGAUCAAAAGCGAAUUCCAAUACAGCCGCGUGCUCUGUGCAGAGAUGGCAGCUAAGAUGUGCAGCAUUUGACUGAAGAUUGCUGUUGACUGGGCAAUGCCUCUACACUGUGGCUAGCACAUGGUCAGCAGGGAAGUAUAAGCUGGCCAAUCUUGUGCGUGCAUGGAACACACUUAUGUACUUACAACCUCUCAAAUGAAGCACUUGCGAGGGUAGACUGCUUCUCCAUUCGAUAGCGAUAGCUGAGGGAGAAGGAUAUACAGCAUAGCUGGUACAUUACCUUAGAUGUAGUGCUAUAUGUCGUUGAGUGACCUCGG
Messenger RNA from Sphaerulina musiva SO2202, 1995 nucleotides. Its product is annotated as T-complex protein 1 gamma subunit. Bases 36 to 1649 code for a protein of 537 amino acids. The record is from RefSeq and is a predicted model, not a curated record. Gene Ontology annotation, cellular component: chaperonin-containing T-complex. NCBI's taxonomy places the organism in Eukaryota, Fungi, Ascomycota, Dothideomycetes, Mycosphaerellales, Mycosphaerellaceae. Gene Ontology annotation, molecular function: ATP hydrolysis activity; ATP-dependent protein folding chaperone; ATP binding. The transcript has a single exon. Gene Ontology annotation, biological process: protein folding.